Molecule: messenger RNA, 3622 nt
Organism: Ctenopharyngodon idella (grass carp)
Lineage: Eukaryota; Metazoa; Chordata; Actinopteri; Cypriniformes; Xenocyprididae
Gene: pank2
Product: pantothenate kinase 2
Exons: 7
Coding region: 1453-2520 (355 amino acids)
Biological process (GO): coenzyme A biosynthetic process
Cellular component (GO): nucleus; cytosol
Molecular function (GO): ATP binding; pantothenate kinase activity
Source: RefSeq, a predicted model, not a curated record
GGUAACGGGGUUAACGGAGCUCAUGCUCACAUCAUAAUGAUAAAAUGUCGAAUAUAAAUAAAUAAAUAACCUGUAGUGACAUAUUUUAUAGCCAUAUUUGUUAAUUUUGUACGCUCACAAUUAACAUCGAUGAACACUUGCUAGAAAAAAAAAUUGUAAAUUGGAGAUUCCUGUUAAUCUGAAAAAAUAUAUGCACUAGUCCUGGAAUUAAAUAUUGUUUAAAUGUUAGAUAAGGUGUAAUUGGAUUUAGAAAUAAACGUAACACGAUUCAGGAUAUUUGCAUAAGAAAUUAAUACAGUCUAAUUUCCAAUUGAUAUAUUUAAUAAGGAAAUGGUUAACUAGAUUUUAUUUUUUUUAGGAAUUUUAUAUUUUCACAAUAAGUGGCAACCCAGCACUAAAGUAAAAUUGUACAGAAGUAUAAAUAUACACAGUAUUCUCACUCACCGGCCACUUUAUUAGGUACACAUUGCUAGUACUGGUUUGGACCUCCUUUUGCCUUCAGAACUGCCUUGACUUGAUAGCAUCACACAGUUGCUGCAAAUUUGUCGACUGUACAUCCAUGAUGCGAAUCUCCUGUUCCACCAGAUCCCAAAGGUGCUCUAUUGGACUGAGAGAUAAUGACUGUAGAGGCCAUUUGAGUAUAGUGAACUCAUUGUCAUGUUCAAGAAACCAGUUUGAGAUGAUUUGAGCUUUGUGACAUGGCGUGUUAUUCUGCUGUGCUGUGGUCAUAAAUGGAUUGACAUGGUUAGCAACAGUACUCAGGUAGGCUGUAGUGUUUAAACGAUGCUCAGUUGGUACUAAGGGGCCCAAAGUGUGUCAGGAAAAUCUCCCCCACACCCUUACACCACCAGCAGCAGCCUGAACUGUUGAUGCAAGACAUGAUGGAUUCAUGCUUUCACGUUGUGUACACCAGAUUCUGACCCUACCAUCUGAAUGUUGCAGCGGAAAUUGAGACUCAGGCAACGUUUUUCCAAUCUUCAAUCUAAUUUUGGUGAGCCCAUGCAAAUUGUAGCCUCAGUUUCCUGUUCUUAGCUGACAGGAGUGGCACCAGGUGUGGUCUUCUGCUGCUGGAGCCCAUUUGCUUCAAGGUUUGACGUGUUGUGCGUUCAGAGAUGCUCUUCUGCAGACCUUGGUUGUAACAAGUGGUUAUUUGAGUUACUGUUGCCUUUUUAUCAGCUCGAACCGAUCUGGCCAUUCCCUUCUGACCUCUGGCUUCACCAAGGCAUUUUCACCCAUAGAACUGCCACUCACUGGAUAUUUUCUCUUUUUCCUGACCAUUUUCUGUGUAAACCCAUGAAAAUCCCAGUAGAUCAUCAGACUAGCCUGUCUGGCGCCAGCAACCAUGCCACUUUCAAAGUCCCUUAAGUCACCAUGUGAUUGGCUGAUUAGAUAUUUGCGUCAACAAGCAGUUGAACAGGUGUACCUAAUAAAGCCGCUUUCCCAUGGUUUGGCAUGGACAUUGGUGGCACAUUGGUGAAGCUGGUCUACUUCGAGCCCAAAGACAUUACAGCAGAGGAAGAACAGGAGGAGGUAGAGAGUCUGAAAAGCAUCCGUCACUACCUCACCUCACACACCGCCUACGGCAAAACAGGUAUUCGAGAUGUCCACCUGGAGCUGACUGACCUCACCCUUUGGGGCCGCAAGGGCAGUCUGCACUUCAUUCGCUUUCCCACGCACGAGCUGCCUGCCUUCCUGCAGAUGGGCCGAGACAAGCACUUCUCCAGUCUGCACACGACCCUCUGUGCCACUGGAGGUGGUGCAUUUAAAUAUGAGGCUAACUUCCGUACGAUGGCCAAUCUGCAGCUGUUGAAGCUGGAUGAGCUGGAAUGUCUGAUAAAGGGGGUUCUGUACAUUGACUCGGUGGUCUCAAGUGGUUUAUCCGAAUGUUACUAUUUUGAGCACCCAACAGACCCUGAGCGUUGCGAGCAGAGGGCAUACAACCUGGAGAACCCCUAUCCUUUGUUGCUUGUCAACAUUGGCUCAGGUGUCAGCAUACUGGCUGUAUACUCCAAAGACAACUACAAGCGUGUCACUGGAACCAGUCUUGGUGGUGGUACAUUCCUUGGGUUGUGUUGCCUGUUGACUGGAUGCUCCACCUUUGAGGAGGCAUUGGCAAUGGCCACAGAAGGAGAAAGCACACGUGUAGAUAAACUAGUCAAGGACAUUUACGGUGGUGACUAUGAGCGAUUUGGCUUGCCAGGAUGGGCUGUUGCCUCCAGCUUUGGGAACAUGAUGUGUAAGGAGAAGAGAGACUCCGUCUCAAAGGAGGAUCUGGCUAGAGCAACACUUGUCACCAUCACAAACAACAUUGGCUCAAUCACACGCAUGUGUGCGCUUAACGAGAACAUUGAAAGAGUGGUGUUUGUUGGGAACUUCCUGCGAGUGAACACAUUAUCCAUGAAGUUGCUCGCUUAUGCUUUGGACUACUGGAGCAAAGGACAACUCAAAGCCCUAUUCCUUCGACAUGAGGGAUAUUUUGGUGCGGUUGGUGCACUUUUGGAAUUACCAAACCCAUCCUGAUCUACUAAUCAAUCGUAGUUCAUGUCUUUUACCAAAAGAUGUAUUUAUGCAAACAGACCAAAGUUGCCUUCAAAUAUCAGACAUGCCCUCAACUGUAAAACCCAAGCCAUGUCAUCUACCACAUACCAAAAAUAUUAUAGUCACUAAAAUAAUAACUCUUAUACAUUCAGGUAAAACAAUAAGGAUUAACCACAUUGCAAUACUAGUUUUGGGAAUUGCUGCAAACUUCAAAAAUAUUUAGACCCUUUGAAAGUUUUCAACAUCUUAUAUUAUGGCACGUUAAAAUCAACAGCUGAUAUGAGAAUAAACCAAUAAGAUCUGAUCUAUAGCUUAUAUCAGCACUUUUUAGUCACAAUGAAGUGAUUAGAUAUAAUUUAUAAUACUGAAAUGUGUUCGCUAUCAUCUUAUAUUGUCUGUACAAUAGUUAAUGGUUAUGGAUUGCAUCAAGCAGCAGUACAGUGAUUGAAAUCUAUAUUGUUUGUGGUUGUAAGUGACAGUAAUCAUUACCCCGGUAUAUGGUACAUUUCACUAUUUUUGAGGCACAAUCAUCAUUUACUCAAAAGCAAGCAGAUAUCACUCAGGCACCUUUCUUUUUCAUUUUGCUCUAUUCUUUAUAUAACUGAUGCAAUAUAUAAUUGUUGUAGAGGUCUGGUGUAUAAAAAGUUAUUUUAUGCUAAGUGAGAAUCAAUUUCGGAAUGUAGCUCAUAUUAUGUUUGUAGAAAAAUGUUGUUUUGUUUGACAGCAUUUUGCAUUAAACAACUGUUAGAGAGAAAGGGACCAGGCAAAAUUUUGACCUUUUAUCAGGGAGGGGAACAAAAACUUUUACACUAUGGAUAAUUCUCCUCUUCAAAGCUGAGAUUCUGUCUAAUCGUUUUUUGUGCUCUGUUACUUUCUCCUCAUAGUCUGUUGUAUAUUAAUUGCUUGAUUGCUCAUGUCUGUACAGGUAAUAGGCAUUUUGUUCCUACACCAGCAAAUAUCAUGCUUGCGUUUUGUUUAAAACAACACUGUGGUAUUGUGUUCUUCAACAAAACGGCCUUUGUAGCUUUUUAAUCCAAAUGAUUGUCAAUUUUUUUUGUAAUAAAAUAUGUAAAUCACAAUAUAA